Arabidopsis thaliana (thale cress) is the source of this 1012-nucleotide messenger RNA. It is a transcript of the gene MIF1, whose product is annotated as mini zinc finger 1. The transcript has 2 exons. The record is from RefSeq and is marked reviewed. Lineage: Eukaryota; Viridiplantae; Streptophyta; Magnoliopsida; Brassicales; Brassicaceae. Gene Ontology annotation, cellular component: cytoplasm. The coding region runs from base 240 to 533 and encodes 97 amino acids.
GUAGCCCAUAUUUUAAGCCACUUUGUCGACACCGUAGAGAUAAAUACAUAAAUUAAUCAUCUCUAGGGUUAGAUUAUUAACAAUAACAAUGUAGCUAUUUUAUAAAAGGGGCACAAAGGGCAUUACCAAAGAACAAGUCCACACCUUCUAGUCUUCUUCACUUCGUUUUCAUAAAGAGUCUUUCGUAAGACCAAAGAGCCAUUUUCGAUUCCAGGGCUAAAACUAGGGUUUCACAGUUCAUGAUGAAGAAGAGACAGAUGGUAAUCAAGCAGAGAUCAAGAAACUCCAACACAUCUUCCUCUUGGACUACUACUUCGUCUUCUUCUUCUUCCUCCGAGAUCAGUAACGUCCGUUACGUGGAGUGUCAGAAGAAUCACGCUGCUAACAUCGGAGGCUACGCCGUCGACGGUUGCCGUGAGUUCAUGGCCGCCGGAGUUGAAGGAACCGUUGAUGCUUUGAGAUGCGCGGCUUGUGGUUGUCACCGGAAUUUUCACCGGAAGGAAGUUGAUACUGAGGUUGUUUGUGGCAUGUAAUUGUCGUGGAGAGCGUGAAGUUGAAAUCGGUGAAGGCCCAUCAUUGGCAAAUCAAUCGACAUUAAAAACCAAUGAUGAUAUUUUAUUUUCUAAACAAGUCAAAAUGGUUUUAUUUGGGUGAUCAAUCUUGCAUUUUUUGUUGACGAUUGGCUCUUUCGUAAGUGAGCAACCUUUAGAAGACCCACCCACUAAUUAGUAUGAUUAUUAUUAAGGAUUUGUUUUGUUUUGUUUUUGUUUGUUGUUUUUUUCUUACUAAUGGACCGACGUGGAAAGCCCUAGGCCCCAUGCACAAGCUUAGUAAAAGGCCCGUGGUAUGUGACUUAUCUUUAUUUAAUUGUCAUCAAAAAUUUAAAACAAUCACUGAAUUCUCCACUAAAUUCGAGGCUUCUAUCGGGAGUUCUAGUGUAGUUCAACUUCAUGGACACAUUUUUAAAACUAAGAGAGAAAUAACCCUUUACUAUAAACAACUUAAAGGUAAA